CUGAAUGUGGCAUAAUUGUUACAUUAUUAAGAAAAAGUUUGUCAGGCUGGGUGAUGCCUGUAAUUGCAGCACUUGGGGAGGCCAACGCAUGAGGAUCACUUGAGGCCAAGGAGGUCAAAACCAGCCUAGACAACAUAGCAAGACACCCCAUCUCUCUAACAACAGAAAAUUUAGCUGGGUAUGGUGGUGCGUGCCUGUGGUCCCUGCUACUUUGGAGUCAGAGAUGUGAAGAUCGCUUCAGGCUACAGUGAGCUGUGAUUGCUCCACUGUACUCCAGUCAUGGCGACAGAGCCAUGAGUUUGUCUCAGAAAGGAAAAUAUAUAUAUAAAAAAGAAAAAGCCUAGAAAUGUCAUAUUCUUAUUUAUUCAUCCCAAAAGAGAGAGCAGUUUUUUCUGAGAGUGUAAAUGGUAACUGAUCACAUUCUUUCCUUGCAUUGUUUUUCAUUUUAAAAUAUUUACAGUCUUCUGUCCAUGUCGUCUCUCGUCAUCUCGUUAUAAAGGGGUGUCUUCGAGAUUAGUGGUGUUUCUGUAUCGCACCUUGGAGAACAGCUGGCAUGAAACCUCUUACCACCAUCGUGCGCCUUGUAGUCCCAAUUAAAGUCCUCUCCAGAGACGCCCAUGCUGUUUAUGAAAGCAGAAAUUUGGUUGUGCUGAAAUGUGCAAUAAUGGUUUUAAGUUCCUCUCUGUAGAUGAUGCUGUAUAAUUCAUUAAUCAUAUGGAAUCAGUAAUGAUUGAAGAUAAUUUUGGCUGAUGUCAUUUAGGAGAUAUUUUUCACUUCAAGUUACAACUUCCUUCAUGCUAGUCAGUUUGAGAUUCAUUUAAACAUGUACCUUGUUUCAUAGCUCAGGUUUUCAUUAGACGUUUCAUAACGUAGGAGUUUGAAAGCAGAUUUGGCAAAAUCUUUCUAACAAAAUGUUUGCUUAAGACGUCAGAAGGAACAACACUCAGAAUUACUGGUAACUGUGGUAGAUUUUAAGGCUGAUGCUAGAAGUCACUGGAACGGUCAGGGCUGCUUUGUGAGGCGGAUGGGAUUUGAACCCUGACCCUCCUGACACGCCAGCUCUGACCCUGGCCCUGGCCUUUCCUCCUCUCCUCUCCACUGGGAUUUGAGUAGGUGCCAGCAUCCACCUCACAGGCCAUCGUGAGAACCCGUGACUAAGGGCUUGUGUUCCUCCUGCAGGUGGCGCCGCAGAUGUGGGGGCUUGACGAUAUAUACACACUGCAGGCUGCCAGUGUCUGUGUAAUCAAAACAAAUGAUUUAGUCAAAGCAAAUGAUUUUUGUCAAAAGGUGGGAUUUGCUUUGCUCCCCUGUGGACCAGGUGCAGUGCUGCUGUCGCUGCAGGUGUGUGGGUCCUCUUGGUGGUCCUCAGGUGGUCAAGGAGUCUCCGAUUCCGAUUCCCAUGGUUUGAUGUCGGGGGACCAUGGACCUCAUGUGUUCAGAGGGGAGAAGUAAAAAGCUUCCCUUGUAAUUCCAGGACUGUCUAUCCCAGGUAUGCCAAACCGCUGGCUUUCACCUGACGCUGUCGUAGGUGAUGCUGUAUGGACAUGAGGACCCAUGUUCUGUAUACCUGUGACAGUUGCUGUCUCCCUCCAGGGCCGUGGCCAAGCCCUCCUGAUUUCGCUGGGUGGCCAGCCUGGGGAUCUGUAAGCCCAGUGACAUCUGUGGUCUCCGUCCCCCUCCCCGUCGGGAUAGGAGGUGACUUCAGGAGGCUGGUGAUGAAUGCCUGAAUGAAGCCGACUUGUUACGGCAGUUCUGUCUAAGGGCCUCCCCGGGUGUUAGAUGUCAGUAAGUGACACCUGUGUGCAGAUCUUAUGUGAUGAGAGAUACAGUGGGGGAACCAAAGCUUGUGGAGUCUGCGGGUUCUGGACUUGGGGAUGUGUGCACCUGUGUACUUGGUGAGGGGUGUGAUAUCUGAAAUGAGUGUGCACGUGUGUCACAUGUUGGCAUGGGUGGUGAGUGUAUUUAGCAGGUGUGUGUGGAGUGAGCAUGUUCAUGCGUGUGUCGUGUCUAUUUGCGGGCGUGUGGAGUGUGUACACGCAUGACAUUUGUGAGUGUAUUUGAGGGUGUGUAUUGAGUGCAUCGAUGCGUUUGUCUGGUAUUCUGUGAAGGGGUGGCAUGUGUGGAGUAAGCAUGCACACGUGUGUGCUGUGUGUGGGGUUUCUGCCUGAUCUUCCUCUGAGUGUGCUCCUGGGCCCUUGUGUCCUGGCAGCUUUACAAUGUGGUGUGUCUUUGAUUCCGGAAGAUUGUGGAACCCGAUUCUGAAGCUGUGACCACAGACUUGCAGCCCUGGAGGACGCUGGCCCAUCAAGCCGGCAUGAGGAUCUCGGUGUUGGCCUCUCCCUGGGCUGGGCUCUGUCCACAGCAGAGCAUGUCUGAUGAUUGUGCUGUGUGGGUCUGUGGCUCCCCAGCCUCGAGUCGGCCCUCGGUUCUGUCCCACCUCUGUUUUUCUUGCUGAGGGGCUGCGGGAAAUGCUGCCUGGGAUGAUGUUUUCACCCCGAGGUUGCUUCUCCAGCUGCUCAGGUGCUGGCUGCCUGAGCCCUGCUGGCGUUCUGGGUAGACGAGGCUGGCGUGGGGACGUCCCUGGGCACCUGCGGGAAGGCAGGUUUAAGAAGUGUCUGAGGUGAGUGCCUUUUUUUUAGGAAGUGGCUUUUUUUUUAGGAGAUGUCAGAGGUGAGUGUGCCCCCGGGGUCUCCUCCCUGGAACUCCAGCCUUCCUGGUGAGACGAGAGUUUCUUCAGAGUGCUCUAAUCGUGCCCUCCUCGUCAGGCAGUUUCACCAACAUGUGCUUUGGGAGGAGUGGAUUCUUCUGGUCAUGGGCGUGGUGCUGACACCACCCGCAUGGUGGCCCCUCCUAUCCCUGAUAAGCUGACCCAGAGAGGGUCCUCAGCUGCAGACUGGACGGUGGCCACCUUGGCACGUGGGGCCACCUGGUGCCUCCGGAAGAACAGCCACUGGCCUUUACCUUAGAUGUUCACAUCCAAACCAGCUCCAGAGUUUGCGAUGAAAACUCCCAGCCCAGUUGAACUCCUUAGUUCAGCUUGGCACAGAACCUUGGAAAACAGCAGUUCUGUUCUGGGUCUUCCUUCAAAAUUGAGUUCCAUUCCAGGGAAGGGAUUGGAGGAGCCAUGAUGUCGGCUGCAGCCUCCUGUGCCUCCCAUUCGAGCUGAGGGCCAUCUCUCUCCUGGGCUUCUCCCUGUCACGUUCCCUGGUGAUGUGCUUUCUUUGCAGAGGUUGGCAACGGCUCGUUCCCUGGACUUCCUUGGGCCCCGUGCUUGACUCCUGUUCAUUGAAUGCCGUUAGGGUCUGGCCAUCGCUGGCUUUGCUCUCCUUUAGCACCUUGUAGAUGUCCACACGUGCUUCCACCCUUGCACCCUGUAUGCAGCAUAGGACUACCCCGGCCAGAAGCUGUGCUUUGCUGCAGGUCCCUUGCUGUAGCAGGGAUGGGACACCCACCCCCUGCCGCCUCUGGCCGCCGACAUCCGCAGAGGCUCAGCUGCCGUUAGGGAUACCAGUCAUGGGAAGACUGGCCUCCAUGCAGAUUCACAGAGCAAGGUGGUUCUCACAGAGAAGUCAGUGGCUUUUGCUUAACUCUGUAGCAAACGCCGUCUUAUCUUUCACCACCAAUUUAUGUUUCUUAACAACACACCCAUGGGGCAAAGUGCUGGUGAUAUUUGAACUGUAGCCUGGGGCUCUCGCUCCCAUGGGACUCCGUGGGGAAUUUUCUAGCAAGAUCGUGUGUGUGCCCUUGCAGGGAGUUGUGUCUGCCGGGCACAUCCCAUUGUGUGGUAAGAAUGGCUGAGGUCACACACUCUGCCUGAUGAGUGCCAUUCACAGCUGCUGUCCACGCAGGGCCACGCUUGGGAUCAGCUGCCUUCUUGUCAGUGCUACUUUGACUAAUUGCCUGAGGCACCGUCAGAGUGACUUGCUAUUUUGAGAAGCUAAUUCAGGCUUCAGAUGCCAUCUAGGUAAUGAGGAGAGAGUUCAGGAAAGCUGUAUCUGAGCUCUAGCAGAGGUGGACUCUUCCAUUCCAGCUGUCACUGCGUUUACACUCAGAGGAGCACACGGUCGGGGGUGUGGCUCAGGUGUCAGGGCUGUGCUGUUCCAUGCACCCACAGAGGCAGCCUUUCACGACCAGAACUUGGACACGCUCAGGCAAAAAUCAGGCUCUUGGGAGAGCUGCUUACCCACAGAAUUCUUUUGUCAUUAAGCGGUUGAUGUCAUUCUUUGAAUGAGUGACAGUAAUUCCCCACCUCAAUGUGGGCUGCAGGGGAGAUUCAGUUGGAAAAAUAACCCAUGAGGCUUUGUGCCUCUGGGAGUCCUGAUGCCCCACCCACAUUUUCCUUCUCAUGCCCGGGAUUGUCUAAGACAAAGGGCAAGUCUUAAAGCCUUACAGCAUCUUAAGUCUUAGAUCGCAAUUAGAGAGAGACCCAGUACAGGUGGAACAGUGAAAUCCUCAGAAUUCUGCACUGGCCCUUCAAGAAGGCAGUUGUGGGCUCUUUGGACCCUUGACAGGUUUCUGUUCUCUGUCCUUCCUAAGCACAAAGAUGGAAAUUCUUCCCAUUGUCUGUUUCUCUCCCCAUCUCAGCUUCUACACAAUGCAAAGUGGCCCUCUAACUAGAGCCCAUGUUCACUUUUGAAUACAUCAACCAAUUAUUUUGGGAGGAAAAGAAUCUGCCAAAGAAAUGAAGUAUAGGUUGGAAUGGUUUAAUCAAGCCUGUGUUUAUUCAACAAAGUGCGCUUUUAAAUUUCAUCUGAAGUACUCCAGUGAAAAUUUCCCAGUAGGUGUUAAACUUUGGUCUAUAGACUCUCAUGUGGCUCCCAGUCUCAAGUCCACACCCCCACUUCAUGCUUUUACUCUUGGCGAGUCCCAUGGAGGCCGGUUAGGGAAUCCUGCAGGAUCAACCCUUGACCAGGACAGAUUGACGGACGGACGGCUGGCUGGCUGGCUGGAGAAUACUUUGCUUAUGUCAUUCAGAGACAAGCAUUUCCUGAGUGCCUGCUGUGGGGGCUCGGCCAGGUCCUGCUGAUGGUGCAGUGGUGUGAAUCCAGCCCACAGUUCCUGCCCUCAUGGAAUUUGCAGCCUAGUGAGGACUGCAAGCCAAAUAACCACAAGGUAACUGUAGGGAGAGACACCGGGGUGAUUUCUAUGAAGAGAGGACAUGGGGUGCCCUGAGAGACCCUGACAGAGGGAACUUUGCCAUCCUAGAAACCAGGUGGUGUUUUUGUGAGGAAAUGACAUUUCCCUCUGGGUCAGAGCUGAGGAAGGUACCUGUGUGUGUCCCGUGGCCGCUGUGACCCUGACCACACACACUUGGGGCUGGAAAAUAAUACUCACUCUCACACAGCUCUGGAGGGCAGGAGCCAUGGGUUGAGGCCAAAGCGUUUGCUCCAGGAGAGUCCCUCGUGGCCCAUUCAGGUGCCCAGAGCUGCAGGCCUUGCACGCCUUGUUCCCUGGGUCCGCCUCCUCACAUAUGGGUGUGCAGUAUCCUGCUCCAGGGCCUUCAGCCUCUGCACCCCUCAUCUACCGAUGCAGGUGGUGGCACUUAGGGCCCACCUGGGUAGUCCUCAGGAUCCACCUUUAUCACCACAUGAGAGAACAUUCUCAGGUUUCAGACAUUAGGACCAGGAUUCCUUUGGGGGCCGCUCUCCCGCCCACCACUGUGCCUGAAUUUGAUGCACACAGCGUCCAGCAUAUCCAGAGGCUCCAGGAGGACCUGGGGUGGCUGGAGCUAGAGUGGGACCUGGUGUCAGAAGUAGGUGGGGCCAGGGAUUCCCGAGAAAGGCUUGACGUGUACUUGAAGUGAGCAAAGGGUUUUGAAUGACUGGAUCGGAUUAACGUUUUUCAUAGAUGGGUCUCCAGUCUGUGUGAACAGAUUGCAGGGUGCCAGGGUGGGAGCUAAGGCCCAGGCAGAGGCUUUGCAGAGUCCAAGGAGAGGGCGCUGCAGCCCGGACUGGUGUGUGGGUGGAAAGGCGGCCGAUGCAUUUCUCUGCUGUUUCUCUCCCCGCUGAGUUUGGUUCCUCGUGGAGGGCGGAUGGCAGACAUUUCACUCUGGGACCUGAUGCCUAUGCAUCUGAAAGACUUCCCCAGGUGACUGGAUCUAAGAACCACCGUCUGCCUUUGAGUAGAGUUUCUACAUACGUAACAUUCACCGAUGGAUGGAACCUGGCCACAGCUCUAAAAUCGCAGGGAGCUUUAGCAGAAGAAAAUAGAAGAUCACAGCUGUCCCCGUGGACUAAGCUGGCAGGUGACAGCCCUCUAACUUCUCAGCUCACACCUAAUGGUGUCUGUGUCUGGUGAAAGCUGCUUCAGCAGGGACAGUCAGAGAGCAGCGUGGAGUGAGCUGGCUUGUGGGGUCAUCUUUUCAGUCUCCUCCUUUGGGGCCUGGGAGAAGGGAGUGGCAGAUGGCCAAGCCCCCACCACAGGUCAUCAAGGUCACCUCCAGGUGGCUGCCGUGGUGGGGUGGGGUGGGGGCAUGUUCACACCCACUCCGAGGGCACAUCCCGGCUGCUGCACACCCUUCACCUCUGCGAUGCUGGGACCGCAUGCUCAGGCACAGUAGGGGGCCUUGCUGCACUCACCCAUCGGGUAGCUCUGGGAUGGUGGGUGCACCCUGGGCUGGAGUGACUGUGACCACAUCAAGCAGUCUGCCAGCGGAACCAAGUGGCGCAUUUUCAUCAUCAAGUCCACGGGCGGCUACUGUGGCUACCUGGCCAACAUGGGGGGCUUGCGGCCGGAGCCGAUGCUGUAUACAUGUUCGAAGAGCCCUUCGGCAUCAGGGAUCUGCAGGGUGGUUUGAUUUUCAAGGGGGCAUGGAGACGGAGGUGCUACAGAAAAUGCCAUGCUUGAUGCCCUUCGCAUCACCCAGGUGCCUCUCCCAAGUGUCAGGUGAUGGCGGACGUGCCUGGUUGAGGACACCUUCUAGUCUCUCCAGUGUGGAGCACCUGACGGAGAAAAUGAAGACCACCAUCCAGAGGGGCCUUGUGCUCAGGCACAAGAUUCCCAAAGAACAGUGGUGGCUCAAGCUGCGGCCCCUCAUGAAGAUCUUGGCCAAGGACAAAGACAGCUACGACAUGUCGCACUCAGGCCAGCUAGAGCACGUGCAGCCCUGGAGCGUCUGACCCAGUCCUGCCUGCAUGUGCCUACAACCUGGACUCACCAUGGACUAUCUGUUUUUGUAACACUUAAGUUAUUUAUCAGCACUUAAUGAAAGUAUUAUUGACAUUAAUACCUAACCAGCAAGCACCUAUCACCACCCAUGUGCCCCACCAGCUCCAGUGCAUGCUGUGUGUGGACUGUG
Molecule: messenger RNA, 7297 nt
Organism: Piliocolobus tephrosceles (Ugandan red Colobus)
Lineage: Eukaryota; Metazoa; Chordata; Mammalia; Primates; Cercopithecidae
Product: ATP-dependent 6-phosphofructokinase, platelet type-like
Exons: 4
Coding region: 6402-7118 (238 amino acids)
Source: RefSeq, a predicted model, not a curated record